UGUUAACAAACGAAAGAGAGGGAGUUCCAUGGAAAGCGAGCAAGCUGCGCCCGGUCUCCUCGCAUAGGCUUAUCGCUUGUGUCUGUCGUCUCGGUAACCGGAGAUCCGACCCUGACUGACAACUUAUCCGUGCGUAGGCAAAUGGCGAUGCAGGUUGGAUUCAACUCACAAAAGGGGUGUAUGUGGGAGUAAUGUUACAAUGUGUGCGGUGUGCAGAAGAGAAAAGAGUGCACCAAUCUGUGAAUAACGGGUUGUGGAAACAGAUCUACUAUCACUUCCCCUGAACAUUUUUUUAAACUCACCUCAUUCUAUCGUAAUUGUAAGGUUCAAAACCCUGGUUGACUUUUAAAAAAACGUUUUUUUAGCCUACUGCACAACAAACAGUUGUCUGUGUGUGUGCAUUCAUUGAGCGUAGAUGGGUCGCAGCACUUCAGAGCUAAAGGGAUAUAAUAUUGUAACAUGUCUGCUUCGCGCAUAGGACAAAUGUUACCAUCCAGAAGCGUGCGCGUUUUGAACGGUGGAAAUGUAUGGUUUUUCGGCGGUGGGGCGCAAUACCCCGCGGGGUACCUCGUCUCUGGGGUCCGCUCAAUGCUGAUUCCCUCUCAGCUGUCACCCUUUCCCCCCCAGAGUAUAGCACUUUCAGGAGUCAGUGAACGGCGGCGUGGACUUGCCCAAGAGAAAAUGACCGAGAAUCGAGUGUUCUCCCGGGACAAGGUGUUGACCAUCGACACCAUGAACCCCACGGUGAAGAACGUCGAGUAUGCGGUGCGCGGACCCAUUGUACAGCGCGCCAUGCAGAUUGAGAAAGAGCUGAGAGAGGGAGUGAAGAAGCCUUUCACUGAGGUCAUCAAGGCCAACAUUGGUGACGCCCAUGCCAUGGGCCAGCAGCCAAUCACCUUCUUCAGACAGGUCUUGGCACUCUGCUCCUACCCGGAACUAUUGAAUGAAAACAUGUUUCCAGAGGAUGCCAAAAACAGAGCACGACGCAUUCUGCAGGCUUGUGGAGGCGGUAGUGUGGGUGCAUACAGUGCCAGCCAGGGAAUAGACUGCGUGCGGCAGGACGUGGCUCGCUACAUCGAGCGUCGGGACGGGGGUGUACCCUGUGACCCAGACAACGUCUACCUCACCACCGGCGCCAGCGAUGGCAUCGUAACCAUGCUGAAACUAUUGGUGUGUGGUGAGGGUGCAUCGAGGACAGGGGUGAUGAUCUCCAUCCCUCAGUACCCUCUGUACUCGGCUGCCCUGGCUGAGCUGGGCGCUGUGCAGGUCAACUACUACCUGAAUGAGGAGAAGUGCUGGAGCAUGGACCUUAGUGAGCUAGAGCGCUCCCUAGCGGAGGCCAGGAAGCACUGCAACCCCAAAGCCCUCUGCAUCAUCAACCCUGGUAACCCCACUGGUCAGGUCCAGAGCAGACAGUGUAUUGAGGACGUGAUCCAAUUCGCUGCUAAAGAGCGACUCUUCCCGAUGGCUGAUGAGGUGUACCAGGAUAAUGUGUAUGCGGAGGGUUGCCAGUUCCAUUCCUUUAAGAAGGUGCUUUUUGAGUUGGGACCAGAGUACUCUGACAAUGUAGAACUGGCGUCCUUCCACUCCACCUCUAAGUGCUACAUGGGAGAGUGUGGUUUCCGUGGGGGUUACAUGGAGGUGAUUAAUAUGGACCCGGAGGUGCAGGCCCAGCUCUCUAAGCUGGUGUCGGUCAGACUGUGUCCCCCCGUCCCUGGUCAGGCUCUGAUGGACCUGGUGGUCAACUCUCCCCAGCCUGGAGAACCUUCCCACACCACCUUCAUGAAGGAGCGCACAGCCACCCUCAGUCUCCUGGCAGAGAAGGCUAAACUGACAGAGCAGAUUCUGAACACAGUACCUGGGAUCACCUGUAACCCUGUUCAGGGAGCCAUGUACUCAUUCCCUAACAUCAGCCUGCCAGAGAAAUCCAUCAACGAAGCUAAGGCGCUUGGCCAGGCUCCAGACAUGUUCUACUGUAUGAAGCUGUUGGAGGAGACUGGCAUCUGUCUGGUCCCAGGAAGUGGCUUCGGACAGAAGGACGGCACCUACCACUUCAGGAUGACCAUUCUGCCCCCCACAGACAAGCUGAAGAUCUUACUGGCUAAAGUAAAGGAGUUCCACCAGAAAUUCACUCAGCAGUACUCUUAACUAUCCUCCUUAACUUCCUAACUUUCACCCAAUCAGAAGAGAAUAGCACACUGAACACUAUGCGCACAGUCUACCAGCCAAACUACCAGAAUGUAUCUGUCACUAAGUGCCUACUGUGUUAGUGGCUCUGUCGCCAGUCGCCUUGAUCAUGCACUUUAGCCCCUUAGCCUACAAGAUUCCAAAAAAUGGUGGACUCCGACUGUACAUGUAAAACUGUAGUGAUUAUGAACACCCGGGAUAUUGGGAGAUGUAGUUUUUAGAAAUCAGGAUAAGAGCUGUAGUUUUUUAUGUUGGGACAUAUCAAAUUCAGUUCAAUCUGGCAUACUUGAUAGAAUUUAUAUUAAUUGUCAUCUCAGUUGUGUUUGUGUGUGUGCGUGUGUGUGGGAAAGAGGGUAUGUGUCCUUGUGUGUGUGUCAUGAUCACAAGUCAAGGCCAGAAUGAUGGUACAGUAAUGUAGUGCUGUAUGAAAUGAAGAAUCUGAAAGCACUAGUACAUUAUUUCCAAACUCUGUAGAAAUGAUUUUGUCAGUAUUAUAGACAAAGGCACAGGGAAGUUUUGUAUAUUAGAGAAACUUUCACAAUGAUUUUAAAUUGAAAGAUGAUUUUAUUGUAUUGAAAAUCUCCAUCAUAUAGUCUUUUAUAUUCAUAGUUUCAGUUUGGUCCUUUUUUGUGUGUACAUUUUCACCAUCGUACAUUCUAUAUAGCAAACUAAUGGAAAAAACUGGACAAAGAAAAGACAGCAGGGAGAAGAAUUUUCAAUAGCAGGAAAAUUAAAUUCAAGGUUAUUAAAGUUGUGUUAAUGUUUUUUAAACGCUGUCAGGGAUUUUCUGAAUUAUGAAGACAACAGCCGUGCAUGACAAUUAUCAUGGGAGUGAGUGAGGAGGUUACUGAACAAACACACACACACACACUCCCCUGGGAGAGGAUGUCUGUCCCCUGCAGAGUCUGUCAGAUCUAGAAGAUAAAAGCACAUCAUGUUCCACCACUACCUACAUUACACAACAACCACCGUACAAUACACCAGCCAGCACCACCUUACAACCAUACAUCCAACCUCUCCUCUCCAGCCGUACAGACAGCCCUCCUGAGCCCCCAUACCUACAGAGUGGGAAAGGGAGUUGGGGUGAGUCCAUUAAAACUCAAGCUUUUAGUCUGUAAAGAUUUUUCUCCCUCCUUCUCUCCACAGCAGCUGCCAGCCUUCAUUAUCCAUGACAAAACAGAGCCCCUUUCUUAAUUAACUACCUUUUAGUCUUUCUCUAACCCUUACAAUCCCCCCUCACAGCCCUUACAAUCCCCCCUCACAGCCCUUACAAUCUCCCCUCACAGCCCUUACAAUCUCCUCUCACAGCCCUUACAAUCUCCCCUCACAGCCCUUACAUCUCCCCUCACAGCCUUUACAAUCUCCCCUCACAGCCCUUACAUCUGCCCUUACAAUCUCCCCGCAUAGCCCUUACAAUUUCACCUCACAGCCCUUACAAUCUCCCCUCACAGCCCUUACAACCUCCCCUCACAGCCCUUACAAUCUCCCCUCACAGCCCUUACAAUCCCCCCUCACAGGCCUUACAAUCCCCCCUCACAGCCCUUACAAUCUCCCCUCACAGCCCUUACAACCUCCCCUCACAGCCCUUACAAUCUCCCCUCACAGCCCUUACAUCUCCUCUCACAGCCCUUACAAUCUCCCCUCACAGCCCUUACAAUCCCCCCUCACAGCCCUUACAAUCCCCCCUCACAGCCCUUACAAUCUCCCCUCACAGGCCUUACAACCUCCCCUCACAACCCUUACAUCUCCUCUCACAGCCCUUACAAUCUUCCCUCACAGCCCUUACCAUCCCCCCUCACAGGCCUUACAAUCCCCCCUCACAGCCCGUACAAUCUCCCCUCACAGCCCUUACAAUCUCCCAUUAUAAUCUCCCCUCACAGCCAUUACAACCUCCCCUCACAGCCCUUACAUCUCCACUCACAGCCCUUACAAUCUCCCCUUACAGCCCUUACAUCUCCUCUCACAGCCCUUACAAUCUCCCCUCACAGCCCUUACUACUCCCCUCACAGCCCCUCACAGUUCUCACUAAUUUAAUUGUGUGCGCUUGUUUUACACAGUCACCGUUCUACAUCUUCGUUCCCUGAGAGACAGCAAAAAUGUUAUCUCUUUGUCAUUAUAGUGGUAACUCCUCUUUCGGAUAAUAAUUCAGAUAUGCAUGAUAUUCAAGUGGGUGAAUAAGUGAUUGAAACAAUCAAGCCAACAAGUUUGAAACAAAUCAUUUGAGAGAUAGACUGAGGGGGACCAUCUGUCCAGAAAGCCUUUUCUCCGUGUCCAGCAGAUGUCCUGAUAUUGGAUGGCAUUUAGCUGCAUGGUAUUAACUCACAAGUGGAGAAAUGGGGUGUCAACAACUUACUAGUACUAUUGUUCAAAUAUGCCAAAUUCAGAUAAGGCUUGAUUCCCAGUGGAUUAUCUGAUCCUUAUAUCUGACCAUAACCUACUUUGCCAUACUAUCUACAUGUAUACUUUGGAAUAUUAACAUGUAAUAACCAUGUAAUAAUGUUAACUUACAGUUGAACUUCAAAACAUUUUCACAACCACUACCAAACUAUUUUAUAUAGCAAUACAAAAUGACAGAAAUCUCUAUAUUGCAGGCUCUUGGACACAAGAAAACACAAGCUUAACUAGCAAUUGUCUCAUGAUGACACUGUGUUGGUUUCUCUGCCUCUAGUACUACAGACCUGGCCCAAUCUAUGAUUUCCUCUCCUUUCACUACACAUUGUCAUUUUAGUGCAAUUAAAGCGCCGCUAAGAUAUGUGCUGCCUGUUGCAUUGUGAGAACUCAGAUCAACUGUUGUACCGAACACUCUCAUCUUCAAUCAGGGACUCCAUUGUUCUCGUACAUGCUUAUUCAAGGUCAUGUGCGACGGAUGAUAGUGUAGUUUGCUAAGCGUGACUACUGUCAGAGCUGGGACCAAACCCAAAUGCAGACACCACUCAUGUUGCAAUCAGAGAGGGUGUGGUGGAGCGAUUACUGAACUGAACUGAAGUGUAAUGACUUGAAGAGUGAAUGAGAGGGGAAAGCAAUUAACUUCUGAUUGUGAUUUGUGUUUUUCCUGCAAUUGUUGUGUACUGUAUGUAUUAUUUGCCUCUCUCUCUCUCUCUCUCUCCCUCUCUCUCUCUCUCUCUCUCUCUCUCUCUCUCUCUCUCGCUCUCUCUCUCUCUCAUGUGGACGUCCAUGAUGUUAAAAAAUUACAAUUUGAAUAUGUUACGAAUUGCAAUUUUACGUUAUGUUACAAAUUUGCUAUAUGAAUGAUUAGAUAAGAAUUCCAAUUUGUUGUGGCUAACGUUAGCUAGGUGGCUAAUGCUAACGUUAGCUAGGUGGCUAAUGUUAGGGUUAAGGUUAGGAGUUAACGGACGGGUUAGCUAACAUGCUAAGUUGCAAAGUAGCUAAAAAGUAGUUGGAAAGUUACUAAUUAGCUAAAAUGCUAAAGUUGUCCAUGAUGUCGUUUGCGUUAUACCUCUACACAUCCACCACGACCAACCACGUUUUUUGUUCUUUAGUAACCUUAUUGUCUUAUGUAACCACUUGCUGUUUUCCACCUUCCUUUCACACUCAUUCAUAAACCUCUGCCAUCACACGUUAA
Molecule: messenger RNA, 5770 nt
Organism: Salvelinus fontinalis (brook trout)
Lineage: Eukaryota; Metazoa; Chordata; Actinopteri; Salmoniformes; Salmonidae
Product: alanine aminotransferase 2-like
Exons: 11
Coding region: 460-2148 (562 amino acids)
Biological process (GO): biosynthetic process
Molecular function (GO): L-alanine:2-oxoglutarate transaminase activity; pyridoxal phosphate binding
Source: RefSeq, a predicted model, not a curated record